Microbotryum saponariae is the source of this 1206-nucleotide messenger RNA. The record is from the annotation of a GenBank genome assembly. Lineage: Eukaryota; Fungi; Basidiomycota; Microbotryomycetes; Microbotryales; Microbotryaceae.
AUGCCUAAUUCUGCUCCCCUCCGUGUUCGAGUCCCUCGAUCGGCCACACACGAUGCAUCCUCGACCUUCGGGCCCGCCUUCGGAAUCAUUUCGACUUAUUCGCACCGGGUUCUGCCUUCGCCCUACGCUCAAAUAGCCUCACCUGGAACCGUAGCGUCAUGUGCACCCUCGAUGCAGGCCUCACACACGAGCACCCAGGACCUGCCCUCCUCGUUCUCGACCGGUGGCGAGUCGUGCUGUCAAUCUGCUGUUGAUGUCGAGCCGACGGCCUGGACUCCUGGACCUUCAACUUCGACGUCGACACCUUCCACGGCCGGGGAUGACAGUUUGCACAUCGCCUACGCCCAGAUCAUUGGACUCUCGCACGCUCGCCCGUACGCUCGUCGAGCUGUUUCUUCCCCUGUCCCCAUGCGCACUCCGCCAAUACCGACCGACCAUGGAGCUUCGUCGGAGCCGCCCGUCAUCGUUCCGCCCCCCUUAACUCUGCCGGAUUCAAGCAUCUCUCGAUCACCUUCGACCCAUUCAUCACUCCAAUGUCUGGCCCCCUCCUCGCUCGGCGUAAACUGCCACAGCUCUGAUCUCUCCUCGGUCCAAACUUAUGCUACGGAAGGAAAACGGGCCCAUCUCGAACCGCAUCAACUACAAGUUCGCAUAAUCCGUCACCCCAUCCAACGUCCGCCCAUCCCCGACUUCGAGCCUCCAAACUUUGAGUCGCCCUCAACGAUUGAGUUAUGUCGUCCCGCUCGUGUGGGCGCAGUCCGAGGCCGACCCAAGAUCGAUGAUUUUGUCUUCCGCGGAGUCCAAGACCUUCCGCGCACGCUCUCUCCGACCUUCCCUGGUUCGAACGAGGACGAACUCCGACCUUUCACCCGACUCGACUUUGUCAGCGAUCUUUCGAAAGGAAAGGUGGCCUCGCCCGAUGGCGAGAUGACGGAGAAAUCGGACCGAUCCACAGUGUCACGUUGCUCGCGGGCCGAGCUCCUAGCCCGGCGUCGCAGUUCGAUGCACGUCAAGAUCGCCCCUUGGGACUCGAUUGAAGAGCCGGGCAAGUCGGUUGAAGACCGAGGGACCACGGGCCUGGGUCUUUCGAGAGGUUGGAAGGUCAUGUUGAUCACCUCGGGGGUUCUUUUGGUCACGCUCGUGAUUGCCAAUUUGGUCAUGAUCAACGUAAUGAUCUUUUCUGGGAAGCGAAUGGCGCUGGCGUAA